UAUACCUGAACUAUGUGGCAACGCUGUAAAAACACAUUGCGCCGGCAAAUUUUUGUUUUUAAUUUGUUAAUUUGUUAAUCAUAAUUCAAUUUUUCAUAUUCAAUGGCUGCUUCUUGCUUUGACUUUUUGGGCUUUCAAGAGGCUCUAAAGAAGAUGCGCGAUGUGGAUGAUAAAAUAAUUUACGCUCUUAAUGCUCUGCCCACGGAAUCAUUCAAGGGUCAAGUGAAUAGUGAGAGCACAUGCAGGGACUUGUACUCUAAACUGCAGCAAUCACAUCUCACACGGCAAUCAAACAUACGCAAUUGCAUAACCUUAUCAGCGACAACAUUGAAGCAUCUACGCGAGCAAAGGGAGGCAAACCCCAAUGAUGUGGACACCGAUAGCAAAUUCAAGGCAGAGCAACGCAAGCUGAGAGUGUUGCAAGCGGAGCUUAAUGUAGAAGAUAUUAUUAAGGAACGGACUUACAAGGCAUUUAAUGAACGUUGCAGAAAUUAUUUUCAUGCUGGCCAAUGAAUAUUAUGUUUUCUGCAAUAUUAUAUGACAUAUAAAGUUGUCGUCAGCAUACAAUGAAGGCAGUACAUUAAAUUUUGUAG
Molecule: messenger RNA, 593 nt
Organism: Drosophila hydei
Lineage: Eukaryota; Metazoa; Arthropoda; Insecta; Diptera; Drosophilidae
Gene: Ccdc58
Product: coiled-coil domain-containing protein 58
Exons: 4
Coding region: 103-513 (136 amino acids)
Cellular component (GO): mitochondrial intermembrane space; mitochondrion
Source: RefSeq, a predicted model, not a curated record